GACAGACAUCUUCCGUCGCUCGCGGCCAUCGAUUCGGGAAGGACGAGCGAGGAGGAGGAGGAUGAGCUACAACAACCAUCAGACGCCGGUCGGAGUUCCUCCCUCUCAAGGUUAUCCUCCAGAGGACCACGCCAAGGACGCCCACCCGCCGCCAGGGUACGCUCCCCAGGGAUAUGCGCCGCAGGGAUACCCACCGCCGGGCGGAUACCCACCGCCUGGCGGAUACCCGCCGGCGGGCUAUCCGCCUCCCGGAUACCCGCCGCCGGCUUACCCGCCUCAUGGAUACCCGCCUCCGGGCUACGGUUAUCCGCCGCAGGGCUACCCUCCAGCCUACCCUCAGCCGCCCCCCCAGCAGCAGAGUAACAGCUCUUCCUUCAUGGAUGGAUGCUUGGCGGCACUUUGUUGUUGCUGCCUUCUGGAGGCUUGCUUCUGAGAUGGGAUCAAAAAAGAUCGAUAGGGUGUGAUUCAAUGGCCACAAUGGUGAAUCCCUUAACUGGAUUCCUCCUGGGAAAAAACUGUUAAAUUUGACAUACUGUUUUUCACUUAUUUAUGCCUCUCAUCUUUGUUGUAAAAACACAUGGAAUUAAGUGUUCUUUGUGCUUUUGCUGAUUACAUGUAGAAAUUAAAUGAUCAUCCCUUCUCCAAUAGAAA
This is a messenger RNA of Musa acuminata subsp. malaccensis (wild Malaysian banana), 651 nucleotides long. RefSeq names its product cysteine-rich and transmembrane domain-containing protein WIH2-like. The record is from RefSeq and is a predicted model, not a curated record. NCBI's taxonomy places the organism in Eukaryota, Viridiplantae, Streptophyta, Magnoliopsida, Zingiberales, Musaceae. Gene Ontology annotation, cellular component: plasma membrane.